AUGUCCACGCCGUCAAGUCCGCCACUUUCCCCAACCCGAUCUCGUACACCGCUCCCCCGUCAAAGCACGUCGACGCCCCUCCGCCCGACGUCUCCGACUUCCAUACACUCAAGUUCCACUCCGACAGGUGCAUUCUCUCCACGGCGGUCAUCCAACCCCAGUCCGCUCGUACACAACGGCCCAUUACCGUCGACGCCACCCCCGGGAGAUCGCCCAAAGACCCGUGCACGCGACCUGCUCAGGAAACACUAUGGCUUGGGCGUAGGUCCGCCUCCGCCGUUGCCGGGGAAAGCGGAUCCCAUGGACUUAGGUGAGGGCGCUGAGCGGAGAGAAAGGAAUUACGAUACAUGUUCUGACAAAAAUCGGCGGUCGUCCGAUGCAGAUUCCACUGCCUUCGAUGCGAAGUCGUAUUACGAGCAACUUAUUACGACUUCGUCUCUGCCGACUCUGAUCAGGCGGGAGAACGAAUUACUGACUGAGAUUAGACAGCUGGAUAGCGAGCGCCAGUCACUCGUGUACAACCACCAUCACGAGCUCAUUGCCGCUAGUGACACUAUCGCCGCCAUGAAAUCACGAGCAGAAAAUCUCGACGCAGAUCUGGACCUCCUGAGGGCUGCAUUCUCUGAGAUUUCACGUUUGUCCGCAGAAAUCACUGGAGAACACUCGUAA
Molecule: messenger RNA, 669 nt
Organism: Fibroporia radiculosa
Lineage: Eukaryota; Fungi; Basidiomycota; Agaricomycetes; Polyporales; Fibroporiaceae
Exons: 3
Coding region: 1-669 (222 amino acids)
Biological process (GO): Golgi organization; lysosomal transport; retrograde transport, endosome to Golgi
Cellular component (GO): membrane; EARP complex; GARP complex
Source: RefSeq, a predicted model, not a curated record